Molecule: messenger RNA, 1151 nt
Organism: Ochotona curzoniae (black-lipped pika)
Lineage: Eukaryota; Metazoa; Chordata; Mammalia; Lagomorpha; Ochotonidae
Gene: RIMS3
Product: regulating synaptic membrane exocytosis 3
Exons: 6
Coding region: 1-924 (307 amino acids)
Biological process (GO): positive regulation of synaptic transmission; regulation of membrane potential; regulation of synaptic plasticity
Cellular component (GO): cytoskeleton of presynaptic active zone; presynaptic membrane
Molecular function (GO): transmembrane transporter binding; small GTPase binding
Source: RefSeq, a predicted model, not a curated record
AUGUUCAACGGGGAGCCAGGUCCAGCCUCGGCUGGGACUUCCAGGAACGUGGUGCGGAGUUCCAGCAUCAGCGGCGAGAUCGGAUCCCAGCAGGCUGGGAGCGGACCCGGGACCACCACAGCCAAGAAGAGACGCAGCAGCCUGGGCGCCAAGAUGGUGGCCAUCGUGGGCCUGACUCAGUGGAGCAAGAGUACCCUUCAGCUUCCCCAGCCUGAAGGGGCCACCAAGAAGCUGCGCAGCAACAUCCGCCGAAGCACCGAGACCGGCAUCGCCGUGGAGAUGCGCAGCCGGGUCACGCGCCAGGGCAGCCGCGAGUCCACGGAUGGGAGUACCAACAGCAACAGCUCGGAUGGCACGUUCAUCUUCCCCACCACACGGCUCGGGGCUGAGAGCCAGUUCAGCGAUUUCCUGGAUGGGUUGGGCCCAGCCCAGAUUGUGGGGCGGCAGACGCUUGCGACACCACCCAUGGGAGACGUGCACAUUGCCAUCACGGACCGGAGUGGCCAGCUGGAGGUGGAGGUGAUCGAAGCCCGGGGUCUGACCCCCAAACCAGGCUCCAAAUCCCUUCCAGCCACCUAUAUCAAGGCCUACCUGCUUGAGAAUGGGGCCUGCUUGGCCAAGAAAAAGACCAAGAUGGCCAAGAAGAGCUGUGACCCCCUGUACCAGCAGGCUCUGCUCUUUGAUGAAGGACCCCAGGGCAAGGUGCUGCAGGUGAUCGUCUGGGGCGACUACGGCCGCAUGGACCACAAGUGCUUCAUGGGCAUGGCCCAGAUCAUGCUGGAUGAGCUGGACCUGAGUGCUGCGGUCACCGGCUGGUACAAACUCUUCCCCACCUCCUCGGUGGCAGACUCCACACUUGGCUCCCUCACCCGGCGCCUGUCCCAGUCCUCCCUAGAGAGUGCCACCAGCCCCUCAUGCUCUUAAGGACCUCAGGAAAGGAGGCCGGGAUGGCAGUGGGGGAAGGGUGGUGUCAACUGGCCCUGCCUCCCCCCCUGUGCAUAACCUUCAUAUCUCUCUGGACCCUUGCCCUGCUGCAUGCCUCUUGGCUCCUGGGCUCGCCCCAGCUGGCAGUGGACACUGUGGUGUGUAUGUGUGUGUGUCUGUGUGUAUGUGUGUGUCUGUGUGUAUGUGACUUUUUUGUUGUUCUUUGA